Marmota flaviventris (yellow-bellied marmot) is the source of this 1379-nucleotide messenger RNA. RefSeq names its product EPM2A glucan phosphatase, laforin (gene Epm2a). Gene Ontology annotation, molecular function: starch binding; protein tyrosine phosphatase activity; carbohydrate phosphatase activity. Gene Ontology annotation, cellular component: nucleus; cytoplasm. Lineage: Eukaryota; Metazoa; Chordata; Mammalia; Rodentia; Sciuridae. The record is from RefSeq and is a predicted model, not a curated record. Gene Ontology annotation, biological process: protein dephosphorylation.
AUGCGGUUCCGCUUCGGGGUGGUGGUGCCGCCCGCCGUGGCCGGCGCCCGGCCGGAGCUGCUGGUCGUGGGGUCGCGGCCAGAGCUGGGGCGCUGGGAGCCGCGCGGCGCGGUGCGCUUGAGGCCGGCAGGCGCGGCGGCGGGCGCGGGGGCGCUGGCGCUGCCGGAGCCCGGCUUGUGGCUCGGGGAGGUGGAGCUGGCGCCCGAGGAGGCGGCGCGCGACGGGGCGGAGCCGGGCCGCGUGGACACCUUCUGGUACAAGUUCCUGAAGCGCGAGCCAGGAGGAGCGCUCAGCUGGGAAGGCAAUGGACCUCACCAUGACCGUUGCUGUACUUACAAUGAAAACAAUUUGGUGGAUGGCAUUUAUUGUCUCCCCAUAGGACACUGGAUUGAGGCCACUGGACACACCAAUGAGAUGAAGCACACCACAGACUUCUAUUUUAAUAUUGCAGGCCACCAAGCUAUGCAUUAUUCAAGAAUUUUACCAAAUAUCUGGCUGGGUAGUUGUCCUCGCCAAGUGGAACACGUAACCAUCAAACUGAAGCAUGAGUUGGGCAUAACGGCUGUCAUGAAUUUCCAGACGGAAUGGGAUAUUGUCCAGAAUUCCUCCGGCUGUAACCGCUACCCCGAACCCAUGAGUCCAGACACUAUGAUUAAGCUGUAUAAGGAAGAAGGUUUGGUCUACAUCUGGAUGCCAACACCAGACAUGAGCACUGAAGGCCGAGUGCAGAUGCUCCCGCAGGCAGUGUGUCUCCUGCACGCGCUUCUGGAGAAUGGACACACCGUGUACGUUCACUGCAACGCGGGGGUGGGCCGCUCCACCGCUGCGGUCUGCGGCUGGCUCCAGUACGUGCUGGGCUGGAAUCUGAGGAAGGUGCAGUACUUUGUCAUGGCCAAGAGGCCAGCUGUGUUCAUUGAUGAAGACGCCUUGGCCCGGGCACAAGAGGACUUUUUCCAGAAAUUUGGGAAGAUUCAUUCUUCAGUGUGUAGUCUGUAGCUGGCCAAGCUGCCUCCCCUUCCUCCCAGUUUUUUUUUUUAAGGAUCCUGGAGUGAUGUUAGUAAAAUGACCUAGAAACAAAAGCCCCACUCGAACUGGGAGGACUAUGGUGUGUGCUCCUCCUCCAAGCUGCUCCUGUGCUGCUGGGAGUGGUUUUCCAUCAGGCCUUGGGCUGUACUUUACAAAGGAAGCUGUGAUUGACACCGGAGAAAGGCCGAAAGCAGCUGGGUUGUGCAAUGUUGUUCUAGCAUCAGACACAAAAAGAAUGCAUGCAGUCGCAGCUGCCUCGGGGCAGAAGAGUCCUUUGCUUCACAGGUACUGCAUGGGCUGUAGCAUAGAUUCGUAAGGGCAAUUUCUCCUUGCAUUGUGAUUCUUUGACAUGC